UGAAGUGAAGAUAUUCUUAAAAUUUUAUAUUCUCUAACCGUGAACAUUCUCUAAUAUUCACAAGUAUGUCCUCUUUCGGCUUCCAUACCUUUAAACGGGGGUAUAGAUGAGUUAAAGAUAAUUCUCUGUACGACUCCUAAAAGUGAAGCAACGCUCAAACACGAAUAUGCAAAAAUAUUCAAUUAAAAGUGAAGGUGUAGCUGUGUAUAAAUCCGGAAAAAAAUGUCUUUUUGUUGAAUUUUUCCAUUGAUCUCUGUUGUCUGUCUUUGUGGAGGAGGAGAGUCCCGCUGACGGAGCUGCGUGCGCAGCUUCGCUCCGAGCAGCUUCGACCGGACCGCAAUGAGGAGAUAAAUAGCGACGGGAUCCGUUUAUGUCUGUCCUCCUCCGCUGCUCUGGUUUCGGUUUCAUCUGGGAGGAAGGCGGCUUCUGUUGGAGAGGGGGCCUAACAGCAGGAGUGAUGGAUCAGCGGUCGCUCUGAAACCUGAGGUUCUGCGUUUCUUCGAUGGUUUAAAUCAUGGACGACGACGCUCUGAACACAACGGCGGCGCAGGCCGAGGAAGUCGGUGAGCCACUUGGCAAAGCGGAGAACGGAGGAAACCCGCUGGCGGCGGAUUCCUUCGACGACAGCAUGGCGGGUCUCAACAAAGGGGGCCUCAGCAACAAUGCCGACAACCCUGCACCGCCAGCCGGAAGCCCCAACCCAGAACCCCCAGGAGGAGUGGCGCUCAAAGUGGCAACAACUGUCAUCCACCCCGUGUGUUUGGGAGACAGCCCACUGAUGCUGCCCAUCCACCUUCAGAUGGCUGGAGCCUCCGCCCCUCAGCUCGGCCAGGUGGGGGGAGCGCCCUAUCUGAUCACAAGUCAAAGCCCAGUUUCACUUCCACUGGUUCUGGACCAGCAGGUCAUCCAGCACAUAAGUCACUCUGUGAUCCCUCAGAGCCCCGGCUGUACGCAGUUGCCGCGCCAGAACAGCCUUCUGUGUCAGAACCCCUUGACCUUUGGCCUACCCGCAGCCGUGGACCCAAAGGCGGCGGGGCAGGCUCAGGACGCCAACCUUCUGUCCCUGCUGCAGAACCCGGCUUUCGCCUCCAUCAUCCAGGACCUCUUCCCUCCGCAGGUGGGUCCAUCCACCUGUCAGUCGCCAGGCUCCUCCUUCUUCUCCCUGCCUCCCCUCACACCCCCCUAUCCACCUGCUUUGGCCCCCCUGGUCCCACCAGCCACAAUUUUAGUCCCUUACCCCGUCAUCAUUCCCCUGCCGGUGCCUCUACCCGUCCCUCUGCCCGUUCCCAUUCCCAUCCCGCAGACGGAGGACACAAAGGGGAACGUGCCAAAACCCGUUUGCACUGUGAAUAAAAGCACCCAGACAUCCGCCAAAGAUGCUACCUCUCCUCCUCCACCCUCGAGGAAAUGCCCGCCGUCCUUCCAGCCACAGAGCGCCACCGCCUCAGCUCAGGAAGAGGGCCAGGUUCUGGACCUUUCUGUCAGGCCUUGCCCUAUUGAACCAAAACAGGAGUAUCCCAGUCCACAACAGGAGAGCGUUCUGGACCUGUCAGUGCCAGGUCUGAGGAAAAAGUCUCUUCAAGCAGACCGGCAGGUGGGGUUGCAGGACCCAAGAGGAGCUGCUCUGUCUCUGGGUGUGGAAUGCUCUCAGAGUUUAGACUCUAAACUCCUGGGGAGUCUGGCCUCCCUGGAGUUCAGCCGGCAGCACAAGUGGGUGGUAGACACCAGUGCCACCGGGUCCAGCUCCUUGGCGCAGGAGGCUUCUCUAAGCGGAGCCGGGAAUCUCGAGAUCGUCAGCGCCUCGCAGACGGCCAAGGUCAUCGUCUCUGUGAAGGACGCCAUCCCCGCCAUCCUUUGCGGGAAAAUCAAAGGCCUGUCCGGAGUCUCCACCAAAAACUUCUCCAUCAAACGGGACGGCAGCCAGGGGCCGUCGCUGCAGCAGCUCUACGGGGUCCCGUCAGGGUCCCACAGGGAGCAGCAGGACCCAAACAACCCUCAUAAAAAGGUUUCUAAAAGUCGAGCUAUCAAACUGAAGAAGGUCAGCUCGCAGGAGAUCCACUUCCUUCCCAUCAAGAAGCAGAGACUGGCAGCUCUGCUUCCCAGAAAGUGAUGCACUUCUGCUCCCAGCAGGAGAUGUGGCACACAUGGAGCCUUCAGCACUAAACCCGCGGACGUCCAGUCAGGUCUCCAUUGUCAGUCAGAACACAAAGCUUCUCCUGGCUCAGUGUUUUUGAACCCAGGCCAAAGUUUUGAACCAUCAGUGACGGUUCUGGACCAUCAUGGCAGCUUCUCUGGUUCUCCUGGUCUGAGGUUUGACUGUCCAGCAUCAGCACAGACACGUAGGUUCUUCUCCUAAUCCCCUUCCAGCUUCAUGCACUGCACUGGAAACUGAAAAUCAGAACUUCAAAGCUAUGAAAAUCGCUCUUUCCUUAUUGGUAGCAUGACUUAGCAAAACAGAAGCUGCAGCGUCCUCAAAUAUAAGUUGCUGCUGGCGUCCUGGCUGCUUCCUGUCUCAUCAGGUGAAUCCAGGCAGACGUCCCUGACGUCAGCCAUGAUCAGAAAAUGAAGGGACCCGCUGUGGUGAAGAACUAAAGACUUUCUUUGCUUUAUUGUGGAAAAAAAACGAGUGUUUUGUGUUUCGAUUAGUGAGCUAGUAGAGUCCGUGUUGAUCAGACUCCGCCCACUCCUGGGAGGCGGUUGUGGUUUCGUGUCUGUUCUGUUGAGCACUGAGUGUUGUUGUUAUUUAAUCCCAUGGCGUGCACUUUUGUCUCUGUCCCAGAGUUUCCACGUCGGCUCCUGCCUCGGCCCCUCUGAGUGCAGCAGUCGUGUAAAUCUGAGAGCUGCAGGCCAAUAACUAACAGCAGCCACAUACAGAGAUGGAAAAUAGUUUUUCCACUCCUUCCCGUGUGUUCUUAAGCAAUCCCAGAACAUCCCUGCUGUAAAAGGUCGCUCAGAUUUGGACUGAAGCUCCUCUAAUUUAUUAUCCGUACGGCUUUUAUUUAUGUUUCUGUUUUGGCUGAAUGUGAGGACGGCUUCUUCAUGUCGCUGAUAAAUCACCUGUUGAAGUGUGCUGCUGUUGGAUAUUUGCUUACUGUGCUGUGUGUGUGUUUUUUAUACCUGUUAGCCUCUUUUUGACGCCGUUUUUGGAAACUCUGUGUUGUUUUUUGCCAUGAAACUAAAUGGGGGGGGAGAUCCCUCAGUGAAGCAGGCGGAUCUUUGUACUCAUGCUUUGCAUUAAAAUGAUUCAAUCCCACAG
Molecule: messenger RNA, 3256 nt
Organism: Oryzias latipes (Japanese medaka)
Lineage: Eukaryota; Metazoa; Chordata; Actinopteri; Beloniformes; Adrianichthyidae
Gene: rai2
Product: retinoic acid induced 2
Biological process (GO): animal organ development
Cellular component (GO): nucleus
Source: RefSeq, a predicted model, not a curated record